AACAUUAUCCCUUUGUGCAAUAUUUUACUUCUUUUAUUGUAAAUUUUCCCCUUUAUGUCUGUAGUUAAGUAUACAUGGGUGUAGUUCAAUUAUUGUUACUUUUGUAUAGGAAGAUUGAUUUUAUAAACAAAUAGCUGAUUAGAUUAAGGAAAAUAUAUGGCAAAAUGGAUACUAUUGUAUCUUACAACUUGGACAAGUUUGAUGAAGAUAUACAAUUACUGGUCAAAAAGCAGAUACUGGAUUUGAAGGCAAAGUUGGACAGCGAUGUGCUUGAAGUUCUUAAAAAGGCGUCUGAAUACCAAGAAAAGCGAAAGUUAAAUACAGAAGAAGAAACACAAAAUAUAAUUCCAAGUUCUGCAAUCCAAGAAGAUAGUUGUUCACAGAGAAAUGACUUGUGUGUUCGACGUUCUUGCAGGUCAAAAUCCCGUCCCAAUCCUUACACUUCUCCAGUCCUCCGAAUCAAAGUUAGAAAACGUAGAAGAAAGUUCUUCCCAAAAAUAACCGAUGAAAUCUUGAGGAAAUUAACAGAUGAGAAGUUUAGUUCGUUUUUCACCUUGCCAAAGUCCUAUGAUUCCUACAUCUUAAUAAAGAAAUCUAUCUCCGUCAUUAAAAAACCUCUUAAACUAGACAUGGCAAACAUCCUUUAUACCACUGCAAGCAAAAUAUACAAACAUGAAGAGAAAAUUUCAUGUAACAAAAACUUGAAGGUGGAAUCAAACGAGAAUAUUGAUGGAACUGUAAACUCAGAAGAGCCAACAAACAAACACAGCAAGAAAUCACAACCGCCCAACAAGACAACCGUCAAUCAUAUCUCAUUAAAAAAGUUCACAGAAGGAAGUAUUUUACUUGCAGUUGCCACAGCUAAUGAAAAAAUAAUUUUAUACAUCAAAGAAAAGAUAACCGGACUUUGGAAAGAAAUUGCUUCCUGGACUCGACAAGUAGAAAACAUGAUGUGGAUGAUGUCAAGUGAUGAAAAUCCACUAUUAUUGCAAUGUAGUGCACUCUUGUGGGUUUCUAAAGUUCAAGUAAACAGUGGUGGAAGCAUAGCGCACUUUCAAACUAGUAUUUCAUUCUCAAUUUGUGCUGCUGUUCUUCCUUCACUUUGUGUCGUAGUAGGAAACACCCAACCAGAGAAAUAUGUUUGGAAGAAUUCCACGAGAGACUUUACACUGGAGAGAGUGAUGCAGACUGCAGAGCAGCCAAUUGUUUCUCUUGGUAAUUUAAAUAAUGAACCUCGUGUUCUUGUCGGAUGCACUGCAACAAUUUUCUGCAUAUGGAAUCACUUAACUGGAUCCUUGCUGAAGAAAAUUUGUAUUGGUGAUAAAGAGAUCACAAAAAGAAUUAUUUCUGCUACAACCCUACAGGAGGGCGUAUUGAAAAUGACCUUGCUUAUGGAGAAUGAAAGUGGACUAGUAUGUUCUGAUAUUGCAUGCAACCCAAUCUCCGGGAAGUUGGUUGUAAUUAAUAAAAGAAAAUCACGAAAGAUUGUAAAGUCUUACCUUUACCUGCGUGAAGAUAGAUUUCCCAUGUUUGAAGCUACAACACAGAGCCUUAUAUCUCAACUGUAAACAUAAUUUUUUGGAUUUUUUUCGCUUGUUUAAUAAAAAAAAAUCUCCCACUGUAACAAAA
Ciona intestinalis (vase tunicate) is the source of this 1629-nucleotide messenger RNA. The record is from RefSeq and is a predicted model, not a curated record. Lineage: Eukaryota; Metazoa; Chordata; Ascidiacea; Phlebobranchia; Cionidae.